This is a messenger RNA of Coccinella septempunctata (seven-spotted ladybird), 1475 nucleotides long. RefSeq lists its product as uncharacterized. Gene Ontology annotation, molecular function: sequence-specific DNA binding. The transcript has 4 exons. The coding region runs from base 544 to 1272 and encodes 242 amino acids. NCBI's taxonomy places the organism in Eukaryota, Metazoa, Arthropoda, Insecta, Coleoptera, Coccinellidae. The record is from RefSeq and is a predicted model, not a curated record.
UAGACACCAACCAGUAGUCGCACUCCCUGGUUUCUGUUACUCCAUUUAUGACUCGCGCAUCAUUUCCGUGCUCCUAACCUCAAAUUGUUGAGCAGCAUUUCGAAUUCGAGCAUUUGAAAUUUGAAAGUUAAGCAGAAGUAAAGGUGAACAUUAGAGACAGUCUCUGGUAAAUUGUAGCAAUUAUAAUCGUGUGAAGUAAAUAGAGAGAGAGAAAAAAAAGUUUAUUUUAUGGCCAUCGACCUAGGUCCUUCAGCCCAAGUAAAUAUAUUUGUGCAAAAUGGUGAAUUAUUGCAGCGUGUAUAAUUGCAAAAACAGUAGUGUUAAGAAUCCUAAACUUAGUUUUUUUCUCAUACCAGGAGACACUUUCAGGUGAGUUAUUGAAUAAGCACGUGUUAAUGUUGGUAAAUUUUUGGUAAUAUUUUAGUUAAACUGCUAUACUUCGUACAUGCACGUGAAUGGUAUCUUAUUUAAUUUUUCCUAUCAUUUUCAGGCAAAUGAUUUGGCUUCCAAAAAAGAAUAUGUAGUGAGCAUUUUUCUAAAAAAAUGCUAUCUGGAAGUAGAUUAAAAAAGGAUUCUUUUCCAGAUUUAUUCAAAGAAGGCAUUGGUGAGAAAGGGGUGAAUGUAAAUGCUUCAACUUCUGCUUCAACAUCUUCAAUGGAUAUUGAAAAUAAUGAGACCGUAGAUGAAUGCCGUGAGAUUUCUAUAAACCCCAACAUAUAUACUACACCAGAAAAGAAACCAGAAGAAACACAAACAUCUCCUAGUUUGUCUUCAGCCACUCCGAGGAAAAGAAAGUUACAAUCAGUGGUGAAGAAUUUGAAACGAAAAUUAGUUGCAACUCCAGAGAAGAAAUCUGUAGAUAUAAGUGAUGAAGAUUUCAUCCGAUUUUGUAGAAAAAAUUUCAAUUCGACCCUGGCAGAUUUUAUGAUCUCCCAAUUGAAACUUCGAAAAAGGAAACCUCAUGGCUAUAGGUAUUCAGUCGCUUUUAAACAAUUUGCACUAACAAUAUACUUUUUGGGACCCAAAGUGUACCAAUUUCUACAAAAAACAUUUUUUUUGCCACACAAGGCAACACUUUGUAGAAUAACCACAAAUUGGGAUUUCUCUGUUUGCUUAAAUGAGCACAUAUUUCAGGCCAUUUCAUUAAAGACAAGGAAUAUGGACGAUGCAGCAAAGGAUUGCAUUGUGUGUGUUGACGAGAUGUCAAUAAAAACCCAUUUAUUUUACAAUAUCUCAUUGGAUCAAAUUAUUGGAUUUCACCAAUCCUUGUGAGAAAUUUCCUUGGAAUUACUUAUUAAGUUUGUAUGUUAGAUUAAGAAUUUUUUACACACUUAAAUUUUGCAAUAGAAACUUCAUUGCACAAAAAACAAACAAAAAAGAAAAAAAAAUUAUAAAAAUUUUACAUUUAUAGAUAUAUUAUUUGUUUCUCGUGUUUUUUGUAUUAUAUGUAUGUAUUAAUAAAAUUUUAUUCAUUA